AUGCACUUCUCACUUGUAUCCGCGGCUGUGUUGGGCCUCGUCGGCUCAGUCAAUGCUUGGGGUGGCAUUGCUCCUGAUAGUUCAAGAUUCCGAACAUUAGAACGUCAUGGCCUUACAGCGUUUCAGCACGCUGCUACCGAUUCUACCCUUGAGUUUACCAGUAACUCGGGCAUCUGCGAGACUACGCCUGGCGUUGAUCAACACUCGGGUUACUUGUCUGUCGGCAAGAACCAUAGCAUGUGGUUCUGGUUCUUCGAAGCCCGUAAUAACCCAGAGGAUGCCCCCCUUGCCAUUUGGCUGAACGGUGGUCCUGGAUGUUCGUCCAUGGUCGGUCUCUUCACUGAACAUGGACCUUGUCAUUUCGUCGGCAACGAUACAGAGCCGACCCUGAACCCUUACUCAUGGAACGAGUACGCAAAUAUGCUCUACAUCGAUCAGCCUAUUGGUACUGGCUUCAGCACUGGCACCGAAGAUGUCAACUCAACAGCGCAGGCAGCUCCUUAUAUAUGGAAGUUCAUGCAAGCUUUCUUGGACCGUUUCCCCAAAUACAAAUCCAGAGAAUUCGGUCUCUUCACUCAGUCAUACGGUGGACACUAUGGCCCUGAGUUCGCCGACUUCUUCCUCAAUCAAAACGAGCAGAUUGACGAUGGUCACCUCGACGCCCACAAGAUCGAUAUGGUCGCGCUGGGCAUCAACAACGGCUGGAUCGAACCCAAGAGACAGUACAAGUCCUACGCAACAUAUGCGAAUCGCAACCCUUACAAGAAGAUUCUCACCAACAAACAGCUGAGGACUUCUCUCGACUCAUACAACAAAUACUGCUUACCCGCAAUGGAGAACUGCACCGAGCUUGAAGGCCAGGACGAAGAAUGCGCAAAGGCUGAUGAGGCUUGUAACACACAGAUGUUCACCAACCUUGUCAUCGCGGGAGGGACCGACUUCAACGUUUAUGAUGUGCGCAUCGGCCAAAACGAUGUUGACCCGCCAGACACGUUCCUCGAGUACAUCACAAGAGCCGAGGUGAUGGACGCAAUUGGAGCGAACACCCGAUUUGCUGAGUGUAGUGACACCGUUUAUGCAAACAUGGCAAAAACGGGAGAUGGUGCGCGUUCAUAUGUCGGGCCUUUGGCUGAUGUUGUGAAGCGUGGUGUCAACACCCUCAUCUGGGCCGGAGAUACUGACUGGAUUUGUAACUGGGAGGGUGUACUCUGGGCUUCCUAUGCACUGGAGUGGCCAGGUCAGAAGGAGUUCGUAGCAGCACCAUUCAACAACUACACAGUCGACGGCAAAGCCCAAGGUCGAUACAAGACCGUAGAUAACCUGUCCUUCCUCAAGGUUUGGGAGGCUGGCCAUUCAGUGCCAUAUUAUCGUGUUUAA
This is a messenger RNA of Fusarium graminearum PH-1, 1377 nucleotides long. RefSeq names its product carboxypeptidase S1. Lineage: Eukaryota; Fungi; Ascomycota; Sordariomycetes; Hypocreales; Nectriaceae. Gene Ontology annotation, cellular component: fungal-type vacuole. The transcript is spliced from 5 exons. Bases 1 to 1377 code for a protein of 458 amino acids. Gene Ontology annotation, molecular function: serine-type carboxypeptidase activity. Gene Ontology annotation, biological process: proteolysis. The record is from RefSeq and is a predicted model, not a curated record.